This is a messenger RNA of Penicillium atrosanguineum, 504 nucleotides long. RefSeq names its product histone H3 family protein. The transcript has 2 exons. Gene Ontology annotation, cellular component: nucleosome. The record is from RefSeq and is a predicted model, not a curated record. Gene Ontology annotation, molecular function: structural constituent of chromatin; DNA binding; protein heterodimerization activity. The coding region runs from base 1 to 504 and encodes 167 amino acids. Lineage: Eukaryota; Fungi; Ascomycota; Eurotiomycetes; Eurotiales; Aspergillaceae.
AUGGCAACAAAAUCCGCCGUCCGCGCCGGACCCUCAGGCACACGAGGCCGCGCAUCCAAACCAUCAACAGACUCCCCGGCGCGCAAAUCCACCGCUGGAAAAACCAAACCGGGCGCAUCGCCAAAAGUCAAGAAAGGCCGCCCGUCAAACGUACAACCCGGCGACCCAACCCCCACAGGCCGCCGCCGCCGCUAUAAACCCGGCACUGUAGCCCUGAAAGAAAUCCGCCGCUACCAACGGUCCUACGACCUUUUAAUCGCCAAGCUGCCCUUUGCGCGAUUAGUUCGCGAGGUCGCGCUCGAUCUCCUGCCCGCAGACGUCGGCGCAGAACUACGCUGGCAGAGCCACGCGAUCCAGGCUCUGCAGGAGGCUGCCGAGGCUUUCUUGGUACAUUUGUUUGAGGAUACGAAUCUGUGCGCGAUUCAUGCGAAGCGGGUGACUAUUAUGCAGAAGGAUAUUCAGCUUGCAAGGAGGAUUCGUGGGGCUUGGGGAGGGCUUGGUUGA